Paraglomus brasilianum is the source of this 866-nucleotide messenger RNA. NCBI's taxonomy places the organism in Eukaryota, Fungi, Glomeromycota, Glomeromycetes, Paraglomerales, Paraglomeraceae. The record is from the annotation of a GenBank genome assembly.
AUGAAUUCUAAUUCUACAGAACUAUUUCUUCACCGUUGCAAGUUAUUUUUCAAAGCACUAAAUGAAGGGAAAACUUCCUUUUUCUUCUCUGAUGUACCUAAAUGGUUGCAUGCAGAUAAAUAUUUCUUUCCGGAAUAUAUUAGAGCUCCACUUCAUGGCCUACAUGGAGAGUAUUCUUGGGACCAGAAAGAUACCAAUAAAAUAAUAAAGUCAAUUGUAGUAGCACUUUUCCGUGUAUAUCCUUCUUACUUCACUUCGGAAAUGGUCUCUACUAAUUACACCAACAGAACUGGAUGGGUAUCCUUUAACUCUUCCCAGAAUCUCAUGAAUAAACAUGAAGCCAAUUUGCAAAAUAAACUUGUCCAAAAUUUCGAACGCCUCUUUCCAAAAAAUUGGCUACUAGGCUUUAAGCUCUUAUAUAAAUAUGACUGGCAUCCAGUUCCGAAUCGUCCGGACAUGGGGAGAAGUGACAUUAUUCUUACGAACGGAAAGGGAAUCUUUGCGGUUGUCGAGACGAAAGUCAUCAAUUCAUACAACAGUUAUGAAAAGCGUCGUGAUGUAAAAAGACAGGCUGCUGAGUAUAAAACCAUGUUCCUUGAGCACUUCGCUGAUGAUCCCGCAGUUAUUGCAGUUAUCGGUGUUUGGUUUACAAAUGAAAUCCAUGUUGGUGGAUUAUCCGAAAACAGUUCCAUUGGAUUCUCCAGUGAUAUAGACGAAGCAAUUGCCAAAGCCGUAGAACCAGUUGAUACCGACAUAAUUAGCAAGGUUGAUUCAACAUCCACAGGCGAUAAGAAAAAACGUUUAUGGAUUGCCUUCGAGGAUUUGAUUUGUAUCACCGAGGAUAAACAGCACAAAGUCCCAAUGAG